This is a messenger RNA of Mesorhabditis belari, 636 nucleotides long. The record is from the annotation of a GenBank genome assembly. NCBI's taxonomy places the organism in Eukaryota, Metazoa, Nematoda, Chromadorea, Rhabditida, Rhabditidae.
AUGAUGAAAUCUCUAUGCUUGUUACUCUGUCUCCUGUUUUCUGCCCAAGCCCAGUACUACAGCCAUCAACAAAGACAACAGACCCCAACCCAGCCAAUCCCAGCCGUCUACUACUAUCCGAAACCUUGCUUUGAAUGCAAGUCUCCUCUUGUGACCGUUGUGCAAAUCCCCUCGGCUUACAAGGAUAUCUCUUCGGAAACUAUCCAACAGUACCUUCAGCAACAGCUUUUCCUUCAAUCGAUGGGAUUGGGCUCGCUUGGGUUCUCCCCGAUGAUGAUGGGGUUAAGCGGGGGAAUGGGCGGUGGUGGAAUGAGUGGAGGACAACAAGGAAUGAGCUACUAUCAACAAAUGCAAAUGUUGGCAAUGAUGCAGAUGGCAAAACGUAUCAGCGGUCAUCCGGUUCAAUUGCAACCGGUCAUUCGCACCACCGCCGAAUAUAAAUACCCCGGGAGAAAUGUUCUCUUCCUUCCACCAUACAUCUCCACCCAAUACAAGCCUCAAAAAGCGUCACCUCAAAUGAGAAAAGGACUUGAGAGCACGACACAGAAAACGAUUGUUGUGGCGGAAGCCGUCCAAGUCACUCGACCGCCAUCCACUCGUCUCAUCCUAGCUCAACCAGCCUAUAAUAAACGUUCA